UGGGGAAGAAAAUAGGCAAAGCCUAAUUCAGCUUGUUAGUUAAAAGUAUUUAAAUUAAAAAUGUCGAGGAUUUCAUUGCCAGUGAAACCUCACAUUUUUAAAGCAAUGCAGACUAUGGACACUGAUGCACUGAUUGCAUCUGAAGAUGUAGAUCUGCGACCUGUUUUACCAGGGCUAGUCAGGAUGGCUCUGUGUGCUCCAUUGGAUGCAAGUGAGAAUGGAAAAUUUAUAAGAAAGAAAGUUUUAGCCAUUCUUUCAAGACUCCAGGUAGUCAAUAGUAUAGUUGACAUGUUAUCUAUUGAUUUUCAUGCCCUGGAGCAAGAUGUUAAAAAGGAACAACAAUUAAGGUGAUUAUACUGUUAAUUUAAUUUAAUGUUAAGCAGAAUCAAAAUUAAAAAUACUAAUACUAAUACUGUGUAAUAGUAUAGUCCCGUAGAUGUAGGUACUUCGGUAAAAAAAUUAUACAAACGUUACAGUUUUACAGGAGCAAAUUUCAAAUUAAAAAAUGAAACCAGAAUCAAAUUUCUAGCUUUAGUUUAGUAAUUUUUGAGCUAUGAAUUUUUAAGGUUAAACUGGGAGUGGGUGUCUGGUAUUUUUUUUUUAAUGAUAUAAUAUUAUAUAGGCCGUGUCUACACGUCCGGCCCGCCGGACGUAUAUCUCCCGCACUAUUAGUUCGGCGACCAAGUCACAUGACCCCCGUAACAAAGUGGCGUGAGAUAUCUUGUCGGCCAGCCUUGUCACGUGACUGCGAAUGAUUCAAAACUAUUGUUAAUUUUAAAAUCUAUUUCUCUACCAAGUAAUGUACUGAGUAUCUUGAAUGCCAAUAAUAGAAAAAACUUAAGUGAAAGUGGCUUGUAAACAUUUUUGUUUAGUUUGUUAUUUGAGUUUGUGUCCCAGUAAUCUAUAAAAUAAAUUAGGGCAGGGGCCAGUAUGGAGUAGGCAACCAAUAAAAGUAAAAGAGUUCAUUUUAUAUUGUUUCAAUUGCUACAAGCUAUUUAAAAACUUCUCAUGAAACUACUAUUGCCGAUGAACAUGAUAAUAUAAAUAUAGUAUAAAAUAUUUUUAAUUAAAAUGGGAAAAAAAAAGAUCCUAUACCAGGUAUUGAUCCUCAAAUCUUAAUAACGUCAAGCGACCACAAGACCACACAAUAUCUGCCUAAUUGCGCUUCGUUCAGAAUAAUAACAACUACUAGCCGUCCGGCGGUCACGUGACAUGCCGCCGGACGUAUAUCUCGCGCACUAUUUGUCCGGCGCGCAGGACCUGUAGACACUUCGUAUUAUAUAUUUAUGGCCAUGACUAUGACGGCUAUGAACUACACCUCCACAUUUUGUAACCCCAUUCCGUUGAUCCUGUAGUGUGCAAUAACUCUUGUUUUAAUGAUAACUUUAUACAGAAUUAAUGACGUAAAAAAUAUGCCCUGCAAACAUAAUUAACCUUCACCCUGUUGAUAAAUGUUUAGUUUUAUUAUUUUUCACAAUCAAGAUAUAAAACUUCUAGUCAGAAAUACUAAUAGGUGAUUAAUAAAUGGUACAAAACAUUCCCUUAAAAUGCAUUCAUCUCUAUAGUGAGUACAGGUAGGUGACAAGAACCCGCCACAAGAAUAUACUAUGUAAAUAUGUGUUGCAGCACAUGUACUCACUUCUUUUGAUACUUCAUGGCCAGUAUGUUCAUGCAAUGGUAAUUUCUAGUCGAGGUGGAUUUCUCUUGGCAACAAGCUUUAUCUUUGCCUAGCAUCCCCCUUUGUUGAACUGAGAGAGAAAAGAAAGAAAAUUUCUCAACUAAAUGCCAAAAGCGAUAAGAUUGAAACUAUUGGAUAAAGAAUGAUACUAUUGGAUAAAGAAUGAUACUAUUGGAUAAAGAAUGAUACUAUUGGAUAAAGAAUGAUACUAUUGGAUAAAGAAUGAUACUAUUGGAUAAAGAAUGAUACUAUUGGAUAAAGAAUGGUACUAUUGGAUAAAGAAUGAUACUAUAUUACAAGACAAGACCAACUGGUAAAAAACCAAUAUGAAUCAGAAAGUUUGAGAAAGCAAAAUUAACUUUAUCAGUCAAGUAAAAUCAAAUGUUUUUUAAGAAGAGUAGAUCUAUAUUACCAUAAGGCUUAUAUAUCUCAAAUUUAUCUCUUUCUUAAAUACUUAUAACUAGACUAAAUUUAAAUAUCUUUGUCCUGUUAAAGACGUCGAAUGGCUGUUAACACCUUGUUAGCAGCAGAGCACAAAGUACUCAUAAAGGUGUUCCAGCUUGGGAUCUUUGAUUCUCUCUGACGAUCUUUUAGCGUAACACACACUGUAUUCUUUCAAAAAUAUUUUGAAUUUUUCUUCAAAAGAUGCAUAGCUAUCAAAAAUGCUACCAACCUCCAUUUUCAAAAAGAAAGUGAGACCUUAUCAAUUAUGAAGCCUAUCAACUCAAGUUUGGAUCAGUUUUUUAAAAAUUGUUAAGACUAUCGAGUCCAAAUAGCCAUUUUAUAUAAAAGGACCCGGAUCAGUAUAUCUACUUUGUUGUUUUAAACAUUACACACAAAUAAGGUAUUAUUUACUGCCAAUAUUAUUAUACAAAACUUUUAGGGACAAGUUUAAAAUUGACUGCAACUUUUAUUGUGUCUCUUAGGUAUGCGGGAAGAUCUGCAAAGAUCCCCUUCAUUGUGCAGCCUGAGUUGUGAUUUUUUAAUACAACGCAAUGCAAAUACAGACAUUUAUGAGAUAUUUUAAUAGAUUAAGUAAAUUAAGUUGUAAUCUGGUGACAUUUGGUGUGUUGUUGCAUAAGGGCAGAAGCAGGAAGUGUCUAUUAUAUUGUGCCUGCCCAUUAACACAAUACAAAAUUGAGCCCUAUGAAUCUCCAAGUAUUCCUAGGCAAUCAACUUGCCCCAACUUUUAUUGUUAUAAAAUGUAUAGCCUAACUUUUAUCCCAUAUGUAGUUUUACUUUUACUGUUUUGCUAAAAAAUUUCUCAGUCCUACUGUAUCAUGAUUCACAUUAAUGUAUUGUCAAAAAGUUAAAAUUCAGAAUGUCAGCCAUACUGGCCAGUCACAUUCACACCAUUGUAUAUCUGUGCCAGUGGUAUCCAUUUUUUCCCCUUUACGUCAUAAAUUUAUUCUGCCAGUUGUAUGUCUGUAUUUUAACUUGUAAUUAUGUAUAGACAGAUGAUUUUUAUUUGCAUCCCAUAUUUAACUUAUACUACAAUGCAGUCUACAUUACAAAAUUCUUAAUGCAUUUUUGUGAUUUUGAUUUCUAGAGCUAAGCUUGGUGGAAAUAUGACAGAAAGUGUACUUGUUUCUCAACUAACUCAUGGUAUUGCCUUGGAGUUUGAAAGAAGUGAGAGUGACCCAGCUCAAAGAAUUAGACUUCUUCUCAGCCAGUUGUUAUUUAUAUCUUCAGAGGUACAGUGUUGUUUUAAACUUUUUCCUGAUAUAACUAAAAGUUACUGAGAAAUAUUAAUUUUUUCCAAUGUUUGUUCUCAAUUAAUCAUAUAGGAAAUUCUGCCCAUUCUUAUAGGCAACAUAUAAUAUUAGCAUUAAAUAAAUAAACAUAGUAUUUUAUUUAUAAAAUUAUUUGGUGAAACAAUUUCUUACAAAAAAUUUUCAGCAUCAAUAUCCUUACAAGCUUUAAUUUUAUUCUCAUUAAAUGAUGAUAUACAGUUAAAUGAUCAAUGAUAAAUAAUAAUGAAGUAUCAAAGAAGUAUUAUAAAUAAGAUUCUGUAUUUAUUGACUAAAUCAGUAAUGUUUCACAUUUUCUUUACUCUCCUUAGUUUGACUUUCAAAAUAUAUGCCAGAGAAUCUAAGAGCAGUGCACAUCUAUGGAGUUGUAUUGCAGUACUAAUAAGUAAUGCUACAAAUGGCAGAUAAAAAUAUGAGCCCUUAAAAGAUAAAUUAAAAAUAUUUCUUGUUUUAAUUCAUUUAGUUGAAGGACCAGAAGGCAGGGAACUAUACUAAACAGUCCGAUUUGUUUGAAUGUCCAGUUUAUACAGAGGAAAUCUUGGAUGCCCUAUGUAUUGCUAUGGCAGGUGAGCUCUUAUAUUGCUUAUUAUAUAAUUUUAUUUACUAAAGUAAUUAAGGUUAAUGUGGAUAUAUAUUUUUUUUUAAAAAUCUACCAGAUAAUCAUUCCUCUAUUAUAAAAGAUUAUCACAUUGUAAAUCUUGAAUGUCUUAUAAUAGUUAUGUUAUAAAUGAAUUUUUCCUGCUUAUCUUAUUUAUCCAUGAUUUUAUGGGUAUUAGUUGGAGAAACAGAACUGUACAUUUUUUCUUUUCUCUCUGCAGAGCUGCCAAAUCUUUUAAACAUCCUUGAUAUGGCAGAAGCACUGUUAUGUGUAAGCAAUGGACCAACACUGGUUUGUCAACUGGUUGCUAACAAUCCAGAAACAUUUCUUGAAGGUUGUCUUAAUUUAGUUGCAGUUUUUAAAUAAAAAUUCAAAGCAAAAUAAAUUUAAACAAAGAUACCUUUUCUAUUUAUUUUUAAACUACAUAUCUAACUAUUUGAAAACACAGGUUUUUUAAAACUAAUUUGUGUGUUUAAAAUUUUUUGUUAGACAUCAAAUUGUUAAUAUUAUUAAUAAAAAUAUUUCUGUUGAUAUUAGUAAUAAAAAUUUUUAAAAGAGGCUGAAUAAAGCUAUUAAAAAAUGAUUACUCUAAAUUUCGUUGAUUGAUUUUUAAAAAAUUAUUUUAAAAAAUUGGAUUGCUUUCUAUUCCCAGUUUGCAACAGCCUGAUAGCAAGGGGAGAAAAACAGGAAGAGGAUUCACCUGGUGGAAUGCGAAGACUUGAACUGCUUCGAAUGUUGUGUUUGGUCAACCCCAAUGCAGCUCUAACUGUCAGAAAUUAUUGUGUAAGAGAUACUAAAUGUUAUCUUUGUACCUCUUAAAACACUGAAUGCUAUCUGUCAGACAAUAAUUAUUUAGGCAGUUUAGAUUUUGAAUUUUUAUAUCAGCAGGUAAGUUCAGUGGUAACAACUUGGGUCCUCAUCUCCUGACUUAAUAGCUCAAAGGGUUGUGUCAGAGGUGUAGUCAUUAUAUAAUUCUGUAAUAUAUGAAAUGAUGGUGGUGCUAAAAUUAUUUGAUUAAAUAUGGGCUUCAAUAACUUUGAAUUUGGAAAGCACUGUUUCACAGCAUUCAUCAUGACAUUAAAAUUCAACAAGAAUAUUUCAGUAUUGACGUGAAAUUACUUAUAUGAACCAGGCUGAAUACUGCAACAUGCCUGGCUUUGCCGUAGCAGUGUCCAUACAGCAGUCAGAGGCUGCUGGGGACGAUGGAGAGAGCUGCAGUGACAUAGUUCCUUACUUCACCAGUUUAUUACUCGGCAGUGAUGUUGGAAUCCGAAACUGGAUCUCAAGUUUUGUGAAAGCAGGACAAAAGGUAAUUAGGUUUAUAUUCACACAAAAAGGUGAUCCAAAAUUAGCAGUUAAACUUUGAUUUAUACUUCCUGUAAGAGACAAGAUGAAAAGGAACACACACAAAAAAAAAAUAAUAAUAAUAUGUUAAAGUGAAAUAAUAAGAUAUCAAUGGUAGCUGCUAAAAUGAAAUAAGCCCUUGGAAAACCAACUGGAAAAUGCAUUAAAGGUUACCAACAUUUAGAAGUAAGUCUAAUUUUAUGUUUUCAAGUAGCUAAUUUAUGCUGCCGUAAACAGUUUAUUCAGGGUAGGGUUCAUAUUUUUAACAUAUAAAGCUAACACAUUUAGAAAUAAAUAUGGGUGUACACCAGGCUUGUCUGGGAACAAGAUGAUUGAGAUUGUACUCACUAUAUAUUCAAAUAGUGGAACAGGGUAUGUGGUAGCUUGAAAUAUAAGACAGUACAAUAUUAUUGUUACAAAUAUAUUGUCCCAUCUUUAUACUUCAAGCUCCCACAUACCUUGUUCCACUAUUUCAUUAACACAGCAUGAACGCAGUCCUUCAUUUUAUGCAUUCAAACCUCCGUUAAUUUUAUUAGAGAAGACCUGAUGUUGGCCCCUCGAUGCUGGAUCUCUUGCGAGGCUUCUUGUUACAGCAGCUAAUCAGCCUUACCCCUGUUAGAGGACAGACUAUGGAAGAUUCCAAGACGGUGGAAGCAAGUUCUUUGAUAAGACUUUACAAUGCUUUAAAGGGGAUAGCAACAAUGAAGUGAGUCAAUUGCAUUAUAUUGUGAAUGGAGUGAGUCAGUUGCAUUAUAUUGUGAAUAAAGUGAGUCAAUUGCAUUAUAUUGUGAAUGAAGUGAGCCAGUUGCAUUCAAACAACUUAUCACUUAGCAACUUGCUUUUUUAAAAAUAGUAUAUGAUUAAAAAAAGUAAUUUAACCACAGUUCUGAUUUGCUUCAGAAGUCAAAUUUUCAAAUAAAGACUCAAUAACCUUAAGGCAAAAACCACCCCAAAGUGUCAGACUUGUGACAAAAACAAUCAGCACUUAUUUAUAGAAUGCUGUUUUCACUUCUGGUUAUCAUUUAAAAAAGGCGUAUACUUAUUACAGAUGCCAACAUAAUUCUCUUGCAAUCUCUCAUUUUAGAUACAGUGAUGAAGAAACUGGCUGUUUGCUUAGGCUGGUUAUUUCUCACCCUGAACUUUCCAGAGCUGGUGCCCAUUUCAUAUCACUAGGAAUUUGUACCCUUAUAGCUAGUCCCAGCCUGCUCAGGUAAAAAUACUAAAAUAAAUCAAGAAAACUUAGUAAACUAAACAUUUUUUCUUACAGAACUAUUGAACGGUGAUUGUCAACCUUGUGGACCCCUGAAAGCAAACAAUUCAUCCAAAAGCUUAUUCAUGUUCAUAGGUUUUUUAAGAUGUAAAGCAUUUUUAUUUUUUAAAUAAGAAUUUUAAUACUUCAAAUGUUUUUUUCUCUGCAGAUCUGUUGAUGAUGAGCAGCAAACUGUCAAUUGGCUACGAUGGCUGAUGCAUUCAGAGUCACAGUUUGAUAAGUAAUCAAAGUUAAUAUUUAAUUCAUUGUGAAGCAUUUACAGUGAAUGACUUUACAAGGAGAAGCUAUCUACUGAUUUCUGGCCUUAAUGAAUAAAAAUGCUGCUAUUCUAUGAAAUUUAAUUUUUCUAUAAUUUUUUGGAGCCAGCUUGCAAAAAAAAUUGUUUGAAAUUUAAAAAAAAAAAAAAUGUUAUCUUAAACAGCUUAAAGACCUUCAAAUUUAUCAGUCAGGCACGGUAGGGAAUUUUUUAAUGAUAUCAAUCAAUUUGUCUUCAGGUAUUCAUCAAAAACAGACAGCCCAGGUGAAAUGUUGUUUCUACUUGCCUUGAAUUUCCACAACAACCAGAUGCAAGCUAUAACUGAUCUUGUGUGUAAUACAUUAGGCAUGAAAGUAAGAUGUCACUUUUGUCAUCAGUUAUUUAAUUUAAACUAUAGUGGACCCUCAAUAUUCGUCCAUCUUGAUAUUUAUCUUUUCUUUAUAUUCAUCCUUUUUUUAGUCACACUUAUUUUUAUUUUUGCCACAAAUGUCGAUAUGUGUCCCACCUGCCAUGUGAGUCAGUCAGUCUGGGGUAGUGAUUCAAAGUGCUUUUAUCAACUCAUGUUAACUAGUUUAUUUCUUUUCAACAUUUAGACGUUUUUGGAGAAAUUUUUGUAAAUAAAUAUGUGACCAUCGUGUUUUGGAACCAGAGUUUGGUCCCAUAUUAUACCUCACAUUACAGGGUGUUUUACAUGAGGGUAUUGCCUUGUGAAAAAAAUGAUAUUUUACUUUGAGAAUAAUAAUAUUUUCCAUGUUUAAAUUUAUAUACACAAAAUUUAAAAAGAAAACAUUGAUUUCUCAAUCUCGAGUGCUGCUAAUGAAAGUUAUUUAUUGCAUCCUAAUUUCCAAGUUUUUUUUCUUAAAGUGCUUUAUUGAGUUUGCUUUAUUCUUAAAUUUAUAUAUAAUUAUUUUAUAUCUUAAAGUACAUGUUUUAUUGAGAAAUUUUUGCUUUAAAUAAUUUAAAAAUAUUGAUUGCUUCUAACAGAUCACAGUGAAAACAAGUGCACUUGUAAAAAUAAGACAGAUUUUUACCAUGGAACUAUUCACAGAAAAGGUGCAGACUUUUUAAAUGCUUUUUGUUUGUUGAAAUAAACUAUUAUUAAACUAUUAAUAGAAGAUUUAUCCAUAGCAUAUUCAAAGCUCUUAUUGCAUUUAGCCUAUGAAUAUUUGUAUGUAAUUCCCUAUUAACUUUCUACAAUUAAUUUAAUUCUACAAAGUAAAUCUGUUAUAUAAUUUUAUUGCAUUGUGCUCAUUCAUUCCAAAAAUGGCUUGAAUUCUUUUACCUCUAUUUUGUUACACUAUUUCAUUCCACUAUAUUUACUUAACACUGCUUGAACGCAGUCCCAUUAUUCUUUAUUCUUGGCACUAGACAGGUACCAAUUGUAUGUUCUUGUUCUUUACCUUGUUUUUUUCUCUAUCUUUUUUCCUACCAGACUUAUCUUGGUCCAUUAUUUGAUUUUUAAAUUAGUGUAUUUGGUCUUCACAUCCAAAAUAAAUAAAUAACUGUUAUAAAAAAUAAAUUUGUGUCUAAAGAUAGGGAAAUUCACAUUACAGGUACAUUAGUGGAAUUUAGGACAGGGGAUAUUUUUAAAAAAUAUUGCACAUUAUCUUCUGUGUAUCAUUUAUUUAUUUUUGUUUCUAAUUUAAAGGUUGUAGCAGCUCAUGCUAUCAAAAUUCCAGUAACUCCCAACCUAGAUGCCAAGUCUACAGGCUAUCUCCCUGUUCACAGUAUCUUACAACUCCUGAAGAGCAGAGUUUUCUCCAAGCAUAACGUGUCUAUCAGAGUAAGAAAAAAACCAUCCAUUUUAAAGGGCUGAUUUAAUCAAUGUAUUUGGAAAUGUUUCUUCACUCAAGUAUCAUAUGGUCAUUAUAUUGUGGAUUAACCUAAAACAAAUUGAGCAAUUUUCACAAUGCAGUAGAUUUUGAAGGAUUGUAAAAUAAUAUUUAUUCAGGCGUAAUUAUUUAUUUUGGUUAGAAUCAUCUCAUGUGUCCCAUAGAAUAACCUUUACAACCUUGUGUAUGCCCACUUAGUAUCGGGUUCUCAAAGAUCUAAAUAGGCUCUGUACCUGGCUAAAUCUUGCAUUUUUCUUUGGACAUUUCAGAAAUGGGUGUAUCGCCAGAUUUGCAGCAGCUGUUUUCCCUUACAUCCACUGCUGCCCCAGCUGAUAGAGUCCUAUGUGAAUUCUGUCAUCCCCAAGACACCCAAGCCCGAACACACAAAUGAACCCCUGUCAGAGGCUGAGAUACUGGCCCUCUUUGACAUUAAGAAAAAAAAUGUUGCUGGGACAAAAGAUAAGCUCCCAGUUACUAAACCUGGCAACCCUGAAAUUCAAGAGAGCCUUCUCUGUCCACAAUUGCUGAUCCUGUACUACCUACUUUUAUAUGAGGAUUUGUAUCAUACUCACAAGAAACUCAUAGGUAUUUAAAUAACCAGUUCUAUUUUUUAUAAGCAGCUUAAGUAUUUGCUUAAACACUUAUUGAAAUAUAAUUAGUCCAAUUGCUAUUUGGUAAAACAAUAUUGUAUUUUGCUAAAACAGUUUAAAAAUAACCAGUGCUAUUGGUAUUUAUUUGAUGCAGGUAAUAUUUUGGGAGAUAAUUAUCUAAAUUAUUUAAUUUUCUUAAAGUACAUGUAGUAGUCUACAACGUCAGUAAGAGUUAGAAUGCAAACCACUUGGCACUAUUAAAAUGCUUAAAUAAUCCACACAGCUGUUCAAUAUGAUACAUCCUUUACCACAUGCUGGCACCAGUGUGUCAGUUACAUGCUGCACAGAAUUGUAAACAUAGAGUCUCUCAUUUGUAUUACUUGGACUCUGGUGGGAAAACCCCUUACACUCAUGCCAAGCCUACACGCUCAUCCCAAGCCUACACACUCAUGCCAAGCCUACACACUCAUUCCAAGCCUACACACUCAUGUCAAGCCUACACACUCAUGCCAAGCCUACACGCUCAUGCCAAGCCUACACGCUCAUGCCAAGCCUACACGAUCAUGCCAAGCCUACACACUCAUGCCAAGCCUACACACUCAUGCCAAGCCUACACACUCAUGCCAAGCCAACACACUCAUCAAGCCUACACACUCAUGCCAAGCCUACACACUCAUGCCAAGCCUACACGCCUCAUGCCAAGCCUACACUUGGCAAGCCUACACACUCAUGCUAAGCCUACACACUCAUGCCAAGCCUACACACUCAUGCCAAGCCUACAUACUCAUGCCAAGCCUACACACUCAUGCCAAGCCUACAAGCUCAUGUCAAGCCUACACACUCAUGCCAAGCCUACACGCUCAUGCCAAGCCUACGCCCUCAUGCCAAGCCUACACGCUCGUGCCAAGCCUACACGUUGAUGAAUUUUGGUUCCGGAGAGGAAAACCCAGAAAUAAUAAAAUUAAUAAUUUUCAACUUCUGGGUUGUAACUAAAAAAUUAAAUAAUAAUUUAUUACAUUUUCUUUUAUUGUGCUAUAGCCAAGGAAAGUAAUUAUGAGGUGCAGCGCUGUAAUGUAUUAUGAAUAAUAUUUUAAAAUUUUGUCCACAUUAAAUAUUGAUACUUUGUAUUGCAGCUAAAAUUAGACACUUGCUAAUUAAGGAUAGUGGGAUUUUUUAUCAUUCGAAAAUGACCCCCAAAUAUUAUGUUCCCCAAAAUUAAAGUAGUUGUGUAAUAAAAUUUUGCAUAAAAGAUUUGACAAAGUCAGUGAACCCAUUAUUUGCACUUACAUCUACACUUGCAUUUCAGACGUGACCAAACUUUCCCUUACAUCUACACUUGCAUUUCAGACGUGACUAAACUUUCCCUGUACAGUGACACAGUGAUGUCACAGAUUCCCAUCAGUUACCUGGUCCAGGAGGCUCUCAAGCACCACAAUAACUGUCAAAAUGUUUUCCCACCUAUGAUCAGGUAAACUCACUUUUAGUGGAAAAUUUAAAAAAACAUUAUGUGAAACUAUAAUCAAUAAAUAUAUUGCAGUUGCUAAUUAUUUGAUCAAUAAAUGAAGGUCGGUGGUAAUUGUUUGAUCAGUUUAGAAUCUAUGAUAUUUUAUGGUAGGUGGUGAUUAUUUGAAUGUGAUAUGUGAUUAAUAAAUGAUUGAUAUUAUACAGCAGGUGGUGAUUAUUUAAUCAAUACAUACAUGUUAGGUUUUAGUUAAUGUAAUGAUCUGUUGUAGGCUGCUGAAUACCCACUUCCCACACUUGUGCCUUGUUGAAGACUGGCUGGAUGCCCAUGUGGGACUGAUGUCCAGAGACAAGUCUCUGAUCAAGAAGAGACGAGUCCCAGUCAACAUUAAGCCAGAAAUGAUCAGGGAGGGUAGGCUUUCAUUCUUUUAAAUUUUCUUUUGGGUUAUUCCUGACAUAGUAAUGGGAUUUCUCAAGAUACUGUGUAGCUGAUGUAUUCCCUUGAACAUGGUUUCCUUCGAUUUUUUUCCACAUGCUUAUUUUAUUUAUACUGCAAUCAACACAGCAACAUUUAAAACUCCAUGCACCCUGCACAUGGACACGAAAGUCCAGUCAAUUUUUGUUUAGGCUCAACAUUGAAAUAAAAAGCGGCCAAAUAUUGAACAUUCAUUUCUCACUAUGUCAUGAAAAAAAAAAAUGUUUUUAUCUCGCUAGCCAUGUCCAAUGCCCAGAGUCAGCCAUCCCAAGCUAUCAAACUGUUAGAAGAAUUACUUCACUACGGGGACACCACAACACUGAGAGUGUGUCAAGAUGUCAUUGUUGGGGGCAUUGCCAACCUUCUUCAAGAUGGCACCCCAAGGAGAUUGCUGGAUCUGACCAAAAAAGUCUGGUUUAAGCUCCACGGCUUUACACCAAGAAAGUAAGAGUUGAAUUUAUACAAUUAACUCCCCAUACUAAACACAACUGCACAGAUUUAUGUUGGGAAAACCUAGAUGUUUUUAUUAACCAGGUUAUCACAAGCCAUUGUGAGUGAUUAGCUAGGUUAUCUUUUAUGCCGGCAGUUUAAGGGUUAAUCAUAAACCCAUCACCUUUUUAUUAUUCCAGCCACUAGGAUGCAAGGUUACAUUUUUCUCCUUCUCUUUUGUUGUUUUUUCUGAUGAUCAAUGUUUUUAAAAUUCUUUCGGCUGUCCUGAAUGUUCAUUUAAGCCUUCAUCUAUCCUGUUCUUUCUUACUAUUUUCCUUGACACAGCUGGAACACAGUCCUAACCAUAUUAUUUAAUUAAUAAAAAAAUUGUCCCCACUGUUUAUUUGCUAGGAAGAGCAUAAAAUAUUUUAAAAUUGCUAUGCUCUUGAGUGAAGAUAACAGUUGAUAAAACAUCUAGUGCUCUACUGACUUUGGUAAUACAAAAUGACUUGUAGUAUUGGACUUGGUUGAUAGACCUUUGUUAUUGUAAAAUUGUCAGCAAUUAAUACACCUUUUAUUGUUCAAAGUCAACCAUCUCAUUGAACAAUAUUCUAGAUAUUUUGAAAUUAGCCACAUUAUUGUCACCCUAAUACUCCAUCUAUCCCACUACCUGACUAGAACAUUUAAUUAUUAAAUUUAGCAAGUAAGAAAUUUUGUUUUAGAUCUUUUCCUCUCUGUUUAAAAUAAGGCUACGUCUUGAUACGGUUAAUGCCCUCCAACCUACAAGGAAGUCAGCAUUUCAGAGCUCUUCACAAUUCACUGAACAGGAUCUAGUCAUUGAUCCGCUGGUUGUCUUGCGAUGUGAUGAUAGGGUAUUUAGGUAACUUGUAAAAUCUUUUCUUGCUAGAACUUAGACAUAUCUCAUGACAAAUCAAUAAACAUCAAAUAAGUUAACUUUAAAUGAUUAAAUGAUAACAUUAGGGAUGAAAAUGGCAUUUUUUUAAAAUAUAUACAUUUUUUAAUUUCACUUUUAUAUUUUUUAAUGCCAGGAGUUGGCAUAGCAUAUCUAUUUUUAUUCAGCUUAUUCUAAAAUCAUUGAAAAUUAUCUGAAAUGAUUGCAGGUGUGCACCAAUAUUAGAAAUCCUACUUCGCAUUCUGUCUGCCUACACGCAGGCGUGUCGUGUUUUCCUAAACUCCCAUGUUGUAGAUGUUGCGGCCACAGAUAAGGAGAAAGAUCGCCUUGAACUUAAGGUUGCUCUGCUGGCUGCACAAGAAAGUGCUAUAGUGCAGAUCUUAUUGGAAGUCUGUUUACCUUUAGAGAAUGAGAAGGUACGGCAUUGUCAGGUCACCAGAGUAAUUAUAUGUACUGGAAUGUGAAAGUGUAUAAGAUUCCAUCUGUUUAUACUUUAUAAGACAAGGCACAUCACCUUUUUAUUGCAUUAUGUCUUCUGGUUAGGGGUCAAAGAAAUAUAUUACUUUCAGACCAAGGCUCAUGGUGAAUUAUGCAGCCUAAGAGAGAUUCGAUGUCUGUUAUUUUCUUACAUCCACCAAGUAUUUAUAGCAGACCCCAACUUGGCCAAACUUGUUCAUUUUCAGGUUGGUAAAUAAAGUAAAAUGAAUACGGUAUAUCUAUAUAAAAUUAUUUAUUUUAAAAUAAACCUCAACCACUCAGCCAUAAUUGGAAUAGGACUCUUAGUAGUUUUCAAACAAGACACAACACCAGUGGUCCAAAUUGUUAAGAUGGGGGCAAGAUACUGCAUCCAGAUUAGCUCAAUUUAAUAAGAUUUAAUACUUCACAUAACAAAAGGUUGACUCAUUCUCCUUGUUCAACACAUCUGAAAAAAUUUUAUGCCAAGAAGGAUAAAAGGCAGUUAAUUGUCAUUGGCUGACACAUUUUUCAGGACAUUCAGUUUCUGUGGGAUCAAUAUGGAUUAAUGUAGCAAUUUGCCACAUAGAUUGGACAACAUGAUCGUCUCAUAAGUCGCAGUCCACCAAUAUUUAAUUUGUAAAUUCUAUCAACGGAAAUGUUCAUUUAUUUUAAAGAAUAGUACUUUAAAAAAAAUUAAUGCUCAGCAUAUUGUUAAGAAUAGAAUUUUGUUGAUCCUCUGCUUAUUUAUAACUUAUCAGUUUUUGCCUACUGCAGUUUCUUAUACCAAAAAUUAUUAUUAUUUUUUUUUUUGACCAAACUUUUUCAUAAACAUGGUCAUAGAAGAUAAUGAACAUUUUACUUUUUCAGGGUUAUCCCAGUGAGUUGAUACCCUUGGUUGUAAAAGGUGUUCCAUCCAUGCACAUUUGUCUUGAUUUCAUUCCAGAAUUGUUAGGACAGCCUCAAAGGAGCAAACAGGUCAGUAGAAAUUUUCAUUAAGUUUUAGUUAACCAUUAACCACAUCAGAUUAUGUGAAGCUGCAUUUACAUCGUGGCAAGAGACACAUCUUUUUUCUUGUAGUAUCAUAGAUGGCUUAAAAAUAAUAAUAAAAGUAUUGGCUGCUUGAUGUGGGAAAUAUAUGUGAUUAAAAUAAAUGUGUGACAUUUAUUUUUAUCGUUACACUGGUAUUAGUGACUUAUCAAGUCAGAUCUGUGCAUUGGGAAAUAUCCAACUCUCUGGCUUUCUUGUAAUUGUUUCAGUAGAUGUAAUUAAAGAAAUAAAGUGCCUGGACUGUGUUUUUUAAAUUCACAGAAGCAAAAAUUAAUGUUUUUAAUUACACUCCCCCACCCCCUCCCAAAUGUUCAUUCAUAAUGUGACCCUAUGACUUUUAUGGACCUUAAAUAGGGAUUUAUAAAAUUCUCCUCGUGCUAAAGCUUAAAACUCAUGCACUUUAGAUUGUUUUUAAAGCUGAAAAAAUGGCUAAUAUUUCUCAUAAAAUAACAGUCAGUGAAAAAAAAAAUAUUAACAUAAUCUUGUUUAAUUUUUAUUAAAAGCCUGUCCAGAUUGAGAAUAUUAGUUAUAAAUCCAUUAAUUUUGAUAAAUUUGCUGCAUUCUCAAAGUCAGUAAGUGAUGUUUUUGUAAAGUUACCCUUUCCCAAUGUCUUUCCCGCUCAGAAAAUAAUUACAAUAUUUUCAGAUAUUUGGUAUCCAACUUCUUGCUCAUCUUUGUACACAGUACCAUUUACCAAAGUCAAUGAAUAUUGCCAAAUUAGGCAUAGAUGUUAUGUUUACACUGCUUUCUGGUAAGUCUUUGCAUGAUCAUUUAAAUUAAACAUUUUUCUUUAAAAAAAAAAAUGAUAUUUUUUCAAAGGAUGGUUUUAAAGGCUGGAGAUAAAUUGAAUUACUUUUAAUUUACUGUUGUCACUCACCGAUAAUCCAAAAGAAACAUAUUUUUUAAAACUAUUUUUUUCAUUUCUUAAAUUUCAGUUUUAGAGAAAAAUGAGUGGGUUGCAUUUUUUCAACAAACAGUCCCCAGUUUGCUCCCUAUUUGUGAAGCUUUCCCUCCCUUGUGCGAUGAUGUCACAGCGUUAUUGACUCAACUUGGCAGAGUUUGCUAUUCACAGAUGACAGUUUCAGGAAACACCUCUAGAUUGUGUAAGCUGUUACAGUUACAGUUUUAAUAUAAAUAUGUUCGGAAUUAAAACCAAAACGGUGUCUGUCUGGACAGUUCAUUAGUAAUUAAUAUUUGCACAAUUCGUUCAUUUUAUUGUGUUAAACUCUAACUCAUCAUACAUCUCUACAGACAUGGGUAAUCUGCACAAUGGCGGGGGUGCUAAAUUGUACAAAUGUCUAUAAAUAGAGCAAUUUUAUUUAAACUCUAGACUACAACUCUACAAACUCCAAUGAUCUCAUGAAUGCAGAUAUAAUUAUUAUUUCAAUGACCAUUUAUGUCUAUUAAGUUUAAAUUCAUGUUAGUACAACAGCUUAGUUAUAUGAAUUUGAAUGACACUAGCUGAUAUACAUUUUAAAAAAAAGGAUUUAGUUUAUUUAUUAGUCAUAAUAUUCUAGUUUGAUUGGCUUGUUUGAUUUCUGCAUAAAAAGAUAGUCUAUAAAUAUGAAUUGGAUACUUCAUAAAUUGUCUAUCUUUUCAGGCGCUCAGAGAGACCAGAACCAGAACAAAAGCUCCAAUGGCAAGCCUUCUAAAUUAUCUGCAUGUGGCGACUAUGAGACACUCUAUCAAACAGUGGAGUGCACAUUUCAACAAAUCUGCAGUAAGGCCUUAGUGCUUGGGAAACUGUAUUGAAUUUUAAGCUUGGAAAUGAAAAAAAUGCCUAUAUAUUUUUGUGUAUACUUAUGGAGUUGUUACUGUACAGAUAUUAAUGUAUUAAAGUUUUGUCUUUUUACAAUAACAAUAAGUUUGUUAAAUUUG
Molecule: messenger RNA, 15978 nt
Organism: Lymnaea stagnalis (great pond snail)
Lineage: Eukaryota; Metazoa; Mollusca; Gastropoda; Lymnaeidae
Source: the annotation of a GenBank genome assembly